AUGGAGUGGCAAAGCAAUGAUGCACUUGACUGGGCAUACAAUAAAGGUAUAGAAUGGCAGAUGACAGUCGGGUACAACAGCAAGCAAAACAGAUGCAUGGAAAGAAUGAACAGAAGUCUAGGAGAAAAGAUGAGAAUGCUACUCAUGCAGAGGAAACUGCUGAGAAGCUUCUGGCCAUAUGUGAUCUGGGCUGUGGCAUUCAAAAUAAAUCUCACACCCAAUGUUGAUGGUGAGUUCCCAUACCAAGUCAUGUUCAGGAAGUCACUGGAGCAGCUCAUAAAGUUCUUACAGGUUUUUGGAUGUUUAGCAUGGGUUAACAUCCCUAAAGUUAAAAGAGACAGCAAGAGGUUGGACCAACAAGCAGUGGCAUCCAUAUUCCUGGGAUACAGUUUGGAAAGAAGAGGGUGGCUCUUCUAUAGUCCAGACUAUAACCCAAACAUAUUCUGGAGCAACUCCAUGAAGUUCAUGGAAGACAAGUGCUGGGCUGACAGAACAGAAUGGCACCCAACAAGAAUACAGUCACCGCCAGUGCUAGCAGAUGAGGCAGACCUCAGUGACUUAAGGUACACAAAUGAAAAUCUAUUCAAUGAAAGGGAAAGAGAGCCCCAUGAUGAGCAUUUGGAUAUGAAUGCAAUUGACAAACCAAAUGAUGAAAAGGACUCCAUUGAGGAUACAGCGAAACAUACAAAGAACGUGACCGACUCCAAAAUACAGGCCAGCAACCCAAUUCUCAGACUCACAGCAAUGAACCAUGAUAGACAGAGGAACCUGGAUCCGACAGUAAGUGAAGCUUUAUCUGGAGAAGACAAGCAGCAUUGGAAAGAAGCAAUGCAUAAGGAGUUGGAUGGACUCAGAGCCAUGGGCACAUGGGAAAUUGCCGACCUCCCAAAGGGGAUGAAUGCUGUCAACAUGCAUUGGGUUUUAAAAAUCAAGACAGAUGCAGAUCUGAUCCUGACAAAAUUCAAAGUGAGGCUGGUAGCUUGA
Ustilago hordei is the source of this 984-nucleotide messenger RNA. RefSeq lists its product as uncharacterized. NCBI's taxonomy places the organism in Eukaryota, Fungi, Basidiomycota, Ustilaginomycetes, Ustilaginales, Ustilaginaceae. The coding region runs from base 1 to 984 and encodes 327 amino acids. The record is from RefSeq and is a predicted model, not a curated record. Gene Ontology annotation, molecular function: nucleic acid binding. The transcript has a single exon.